AUGAAACACUUAUGGCAGAUUUUUGUCCUAUGGGUCUUCUGGGUGUUCAUCUUGUGGCUGAUGGCCUCCUGCCUGGAUCAGAAACCUGAAUCAGCACCCUGGGAAAAACUGAUGUACUUGGUACCACGGCCUUGCAACUGCUCUUGGUUCAAAUUCAGGAAAUGUGGCUGCCCAUCUGGGACUCUCAACUCAUCUCUUUACCAUCCCACAGUCAGAGAAUGGAACUGGUUUGACACAUGCUAUGGGAAGAUGAUGGGGUACCUGAAGGGGGCAACAGAGUCCAUGACUUCUGAUGCUGUGCUCCAGUGGUUGGGCACGAACUCAGCAAGUGAGCUGGACAAAGUGUGGAAGAAGCUGUUCAAGGUGAUUCCCAGACCUUCAGCAAGUCAUUUUGAUCUCUACUGUGGGACUUGUGUGUUGGGGAACUUGAAGAUCCUGCAGGCCUCCAGCCUCCACAACAACGUCAACCAACACACCGCAGUCUGCAGGAAUGUUGGAGACCAGGGUUCCUGGAGACAGCUGGUGCUGCUGGUCCUGAAGCUUUUUGAUUUGGCAUGGACUUCAGAUGCUCUGAGUGAGGAGGUGAUGGUCUUGGAACACAGACAUUCUUAA
Molecule: messenger RNA, 612 nt
Organism: Equus quagga
Lineage: Eukaryota; Metazoa; Chordata; Mammalia; Perissodactyla; Equidae
Gene: C12H20orf173
Product: chromosome 12 C20orf173 homolog
Exons: 3
Coding region: 1-612 (203 amino acids)
Molecular function (GO): beta-galactoside (CMP) alpha-2,3-sialyltransferase activity
Source: RefSeq, a predicted model, not a curated record